Rubroshorea leprosula is the source of this 912-nucleotide messenger RNA. The record is from the annotation of a GenBank genome assembly. NCBI's taxonomy places the organism in Eukaryota, Viridiplantae, Streptophyta, Magnoliopsida, Malvales, Dipterocarpaceae.
CCUUCUUUUCUCCUAAAAUAUGCAAUGCUACUUGCACACAUGGGAUAGGGGGAUUUCUAUACAAAAUCUAUUAGUAUGUUCAAGGAGAAUGAGAGGUGAGGGUGAGAGGCAUCAGAGUUCACUCUAACUAACUAAAACCCUCUGAUGUUAAUUCGGAGAGGUUUCAAGACCUUUCAAUGUGUUGAAUAAAAUAGAAAGACGAUGGAAUGAAUCCUCAGAAUGAGGUUUGUAUCUAGGUAUGCUAGCCGUAUACGGCGCAUUUGUGGUCCUCAGUAGCUUUCCAGUCAAUCCAAGCUUGGCCCUUGGAGUAGAGCAAGGAGUAAGGGAUGAUUUUCUGCUCCUUGAGAUUUUUGGAAGAGUUUUGAUAAAGGAAAGAGUUAUUUUCCUAUCGUAUAUUUGUACCACCGAUUCGAAAAUAUGCUUUUGCUUUUGCAAGAACUUACAGCAUCUAAGAGUAAAACGGUGAAAAAAAUAUUUUAAGUUUAAUCAGUAUGGUUUAGCUAGUUAAAUUCUUAGGAUUCUAGAAGGGAAAGCAACAAAUAUGUACAGGAUAGGGGUAGUGAAAGGUCGAGUUGUCACGGUCAGUUCGGGUGACUUGGUAAGGGCUGAAUGGUUCGGCUGAAAUCAGACGUUGUCUACCUCAUAAUGGUCCAGGUCAACAAUGUUGUCGAGCUGCCUCCAAGCGACGCUUGAGAAGGACAAUUUCAAGGACUUGGUUCUUUCCUUCACAUUGGGGAAUUCAAGUCAAGCUAAUGUAAGCAUCACAGUAGAUUUUGUCUUUGAAAUCUCGAUUCAAUCACGUCGAAGUUCAAACUUAGCUAGCUAGCUAGCAUUUCAAAUGUUCAAAACUUAAAGCUUUGUUAACUAGUGACGACUAGUAAUUGUUUAGUCAAAUUAAUAUCAAUUUAUUAA